AUGUCUGUUUCGUCAAUUGAAGAAAAACCAAACCGAUUAAUUGGAUUUAUGGCAGGUGUGGCUUCUGGAGUUACCAAACUCCUUGUGGGACACCCUUUUGAUACAAUCAAAGUUCGUAUGCAGACAUCAGAAAUAAAUAUAAGAUUUGAUGGAACAAUUCAAUGCCUGCGGCAAACAAUUCGGAUGGAAGGAUUUCGUGCCUUAUAUAAAGGUUCUCUUCAUAAUUAUCGUUUAUUUCUUCAAGGAAAUAAUCCUUCAAAGAAACUUACGGUACUUCAACAUGCCAUGGCGGGUGCUGCUUCUGGGUGGACUGUCUCUUUUCUUGCAUCACCAGUUGAACAGAUUAAAGCGCGAUUACAAGUUCAAUAUGAUAGUGCCACAAAAUUAUACAAGGGGCCACUCGAUUGUGCAAUUAAAUUAAUACAAAAUAAUGGUUUAAAAGGAUUAUGGAUUGGAUUAACAGGAACUUUGACAUUCAGAUCAUUUUUCUUUGUAUAUUGGGGAUCAUAUGAGGUUAUUUCAAGAAUAUUUAGAAAUACCAACAUGAAUGAGGCAUCAAUAAAUUUCAUGGCUGGUGGACUUAGUGCAAAUGCUUUUUGGCUUUUCUCAAUGCCUGCUGAAGGAUCUAGGGGAUUCUAUAAAGGAUUGGUUCCUUGUCUUUUAAGAUCUUUUCCAACCAAUGCUUCUGCUAUAAUGGUGUUUGAAUAUACUAUGAGAUUUUUAAAGAAUUCUGAAAUGCCAACCUUUUAA
This is a messenger RNA of Diversispora eburnea, 750 nucleotides long. NCBI's taxonomy places the organism in Eukaryota, Fungi, Glomeromycota, Glomeromycetes, Diversisporales, Diversisporaceae. The record is from the annotation of a GenBank genome assembly.